This is a messenger RNA of Peronospora belbahrii, 924 nucleotides long. Lineage: Eukaryota; Oomycota; Peronosporomycetes; Peronosporales; Peronosporaceae. The record is from the annotation of a GenBank genome assembly.
AUGGAGAAUUAUCAAAAGGUGGAGAAAGUAGGUGAAGGCACGUACGGGAUUGUAUACAAGGCAAGAGAACUCACGACCGGACGCAUUGUUGCUCUCAAGAAAAUUCGCCUGGAACCAGAUGAAGAAGGUAUUCCGUCUACUGCCAUGCGUGAAAUAUCGCUCCUCAAGGAACUAUCCUCGCAUCCAAAUGUCGUGUAUCUGUAUGAUGCAAUCUACCAGAAGAAUAAACUCUACUUGGUCUUUGAGUUUGUCGAACAAGAUCUAAAGCGCUGUUUAGAAAAACUUCCUGCUAGAAUGGAAGUUUUUCAAAUCAAGAGCUAUUUGUAUCAGCUACUAGCUGGUAUCGCCUUUUGUCACGCGAAUCGAGUGUUACAUCGCGAUCUCAAACCGCAGAAUUUACUGAUUGAUCAAUAUGGAAACCUCAAGCUGGGAGAUUUUGGACUAGCGAGAGAAUACGGCGUUCCAUUGCGACGUUAUACGCAUGAGGUUGUGACAUUGUGGUACCGAGCGCCGGAAGUGCUACUUGGUGCAAAACAUUAUUCCACGCCAGUCGACUCAUGGUCAAUUGGCUGUAUUUUUGCAGAAAUGGUCAACAAGCAGCCACUGUUUCCUGGUGACUCGGAGAUUGAUGAACUGUUUCGUAUUUUUCGUGUUUUGGGUACGCCCAAUGAGGUAUUGUGGCCAGGUGUAUCGACGUUACCAGAUUAUAAAACGUCGUUCCCUCAGUGGCGCCCUCAGUCCCUAUCGAAGGUUGUGCCUCAGUUAGACCGUGUCGGUGCAGACCUGCUCUCGCGUCUGCUCGUGUAUGACCCUAGUAGCCGCAUCUCAGCACGUGCUGCAAUGUCACAUCCGUGGUUUGCCGAUCUCCAUCCUCAAUAUGCUUCCUUUCGCAACAAUGGCAAUGGCACGCAGACGUUCUUUUAA